AUAAAGAAAUUAGGAAAGUGGAAAUUAAUGGGUUCUAAAGAAAAAGCUUCAAUUCCAAUGGCAGGACGAGAUAAGUACAGGUCUUUCUUGUAUGAUGAAGCUGAGACCACUGAGUGGAGACAUGGCGGUCCACCAACCUAUGAUUCUGUGAAUCAGCUCUUUGAAGAAGGCCGAACUAGGGAAUGGCCAAAAGGUUCACUUGAAGAAAUAGUUCGGAAUGCUAUCAAAUCAUGGGAAAUGGAGCUUUCACACAAGAUUCGCUUACUGGACUUCAAGACUAUAAACCUUCAGAAAUUCAAGCUUAUUGUUAAUGGAGGAGAGGGGUUAUCAGCAGAAGAGACGCUUAGGAUUGGGAGCUACAAUGCUCUGUUGAAGAAUUCAUUGCCAAAGGAGUUUCAGUACUACAAAGCAGAAGAUGAAAGCUUUGAAUCAUCUCAUGAAGAAUUUAGAUCUACUUUUCCUCGUGGGUUUGCAUGGGAAGUGCUGAGUGUGUAUUGAGGACCUCCUGUGAUUGAUUCGGCCUACUUAUCGUGUAUAAGUACCUAUCAUUGUCAUGUGGCAUGAGACUCACCAUUCCAACUUCUUAAUAUCUCAUAUUAAUACUUUAGGAACAAACAAGAUU
Messenger RNA from Hevea brasiliensis (rubber tree), 622 nucleotides. RefSeq names its product pathogen-related protein. The coding region runs from base 28 to 498 and encodes 156 amino acids. The transcript has 3 exons. The record is from RefSeq and is a predicted model, not a curated record. Lineage: Eukaryota; Viridiplantae; Streptophyta; Magnoliopsida; Malpighiales; Euphorbiaceae.